GCGGCUUUAAAAGGCAGCCACCCCACUCGUCCCAGAAUACACAGGGAGCGACUCCAGAGCCUCCUCCAAGAUGCUGGGGGUCCUGCUCACAGCGGCCUUGCUGGCCCUGAGCUCCGCUCAGAGCUUCAGGGAAGAACUUGAGGCUGCCUACCAGAACCCCAAUCAGAGACCACCUGCUGCAGGAUUCCCCGGAAGACCUUCUACUGGUGAUGGUCCCCAACAAGGAGGCCUGCAACAGGGACCCCAACCUCCUCGUCCUGGAAACCAGCAAGGCCCACCCCAGCAGGGAGGCCCGCAGCAGGGACCCCAACCUCCUCGUCCUGGAAACCAGCAAGGUCCACCCCAGCAGGGAGGCCCACAGCAGGGACCCCAACCUCCUCGUCCUGGAAACCAGCAAGGCCCACCACAGCACGGAGGCCCACAGCAGGGACCCCGACCUCCUCGUCCUGGAAACCAGCAAGGUCCACCACAGCACGGAGGCCCGCAGCAGGGACCCCAACCUCCUCGUCCUGGAAACCAGCAAGGCCCACCCCAGCAGGGAGGCCCACAGCAGAGACCCCAACCUCCUCGUCCUGGAAACCAGCAAGGUCCACCCCAGCAGGGAGGCCCGCAGCAGGGACCCCGACCUCCUCGUCCUGGAAACCAGCAAGGCCCACCCCAGCAGGGAGGCCCACAGCAGGGACCCCAACCUCCUCGCCCUGGAAACCAUCAAGGCCCACCCCAGCAGGGAGGCCCACAGCAGGGACCCCAACCUCCUCGCCCUGGAAACCAUCAAGGCCCACCCCAGCAGGGAGGCCCACAGCAGGGACCCCAACCUCCUCGUCCUGGAAACCAGCAAGGCCCACCCCAGCAGGGAGGCCCGCAGCAGGGACCCCAACCUCCUCGUCCUGGAAACCAGCAAGGUCCACCCCAGCAGGGAGGCCCACAGCAGAGACCCCAACCUCCUCGUCCUGGAAACCAGCAAGGUCCACCCCAGCAGGGAGGCCCACAGCAGGGACCCCAACCUCCUCGUCCUGGAAACCAGCAAGGUCCACCCCAGCAGGGAGGCCCGCAGCAGGGACCCCAACCUCCUCGUCCUGGAAACCAGCAAGGUCCACCCCAGCAGGGAGGCCCACAGCAGAGACCCCAACCUCCUCGUCCUGGAAACCAGCAAGGUCCACCCCAGCAGGGAGGCCCACAGCAGGGACCCCAACCUCCUCGUCCUGGAAACCAGCAAGGUCCACCCCAGCAGGGAGGCCCGCAGCAGGGACCCCAACCUCCUCGUCCUGGAAACCAGCAAGGUCCACCCCAGCAGGGAGGCCCACAGCAGGGACCCCAACCUCCUCGUCCUGGAAACCAGCAAGGCCCACCCCAGCAGGGAGGCCCACAGCAGGGACCCCAACCUCCUCGUCCUGGAAACCAGCAAGGUCCACCCCAGCAGGGAGGUCCGCAGCAGGGACCCCAACCUCCGCGUCCCGGAAACCAGCAAGGCCCACCCCAGCAAUCUUCUCUUGGAGGUAGACCAUAGGGCACUCAACAAGGCCAGUCUCCUCAGUAUCAAAAAUGUCCAGGAAGUAAGAAGACUCUGGCCUCAGAAGGUUUUUCCUCUGGAGCAAUGUUAUCUUACCUUUGUGUCCAAGCUAUCAAUAAAACAACAAGCAUGUGAUUUUGACUAUUGUCUUUCUUUUUUGGUUUAUGAAUUUUGA
Messenger RNA from Jaculus jaculus (lesser Egyptian jerboa), 1685 nucleotides. RefSeq lists its product as uncharacterized. The record is from RefSeq and is a predicted model, not a curated record. The transcript is spliced from 3 exons. NCBI's taxonomy places the organism in Eukaryota, Metazoa, Chordata, Mammalia, Rodentia, Dipodidae. The coding region runs from base 210 to 1685 and encodes 491 amino acids.